This is a messenger RNA of Ochlerotatus camptorhynchus, 387 nucleotides long. Its product is annotated as histone H2B-like. Bases 1 to 387 code for a protein of 128 amino acids. The transcript has a single exon. Lineage: Eukaryota; Metazoa; Arthropoda; Insecta; Diptera; Culicidae. Gene Ontology annotation, molecular function: structural constituent of chromatin; protein heterodimerization activity; DNA binding. Gene Ontology annotation, cellular component: nucleosome. The record is from RefSeq and is a predicted model, not a curated record.
AUGCUACGGGCACAAAACGAGACACCACCGUCGAAACGACUAUCAGUUAUUCUCUUCCGAAGUGAACAAUUUCAUGUUGGACCGAAAACCAGUGAAAAGGCCGCUAAGAAGUCUGGAAAGGCGCAGAAAGUCAUCGUCAAGGGAGAGAAGAAGAAGAAGAGACAGCGCAGGAAGGAAAGCUAUGCCAUCUACAUCUACAAGGUGUUGAAGCAGGUCCACCCGGACACCGGAGUCUCGUCGAAGGCCAUGAGCAUCAUGAACAGCUUCGUCAAUGACAUCUUCGAACGUAUUGCUGCUGAGUCGACCCAUCGUGGCUCAAUACAACAAACGCUCGACGAUCACGUCCCGCGAAAUCCAAACUGCGGUCCGUCUGCUGCUGCCGGGUGA